Messenger RNA from Paramecium primaurelia, 622 nucleotides. The record is from the annotation of a GenBank genome assembly. Lineage: Eukaryota; Ciliophora; Oligohymenophorea; Peniculida; Parameciidae.
AUGAAAAGAGCUUUUUAGUAAUUUGAAAAGUAAGUAAGACAAACAUAUGAAUCAGCUAAGUCAGGAUUGAAUUAUAAAGUAUUGGUAAUGUAAAAUAAAAUGAUAUUGGGAAAUAUUUCAAUUCAUCUUAAUAAACAAAAUUAGAUUCCAAAUAUGUUAUUAGCAGAUUUAUUUCAAAAAAAACAUUUUAAUUUGACUAAAGAAGAUUAAUGUAUGUAUUUUGAAGGAGAUUUUACAUCAUUAAAAUCUGUUGAUUAAGAUCUAUUAUACCAUUCUGAAUCAGGUAAGAGAUUUUAAUUAAAUAGGUUUAUUGGUUUAUGAUACUUAAUAAAAUAGACUCAAAUUGCAUUUAACAAGAGAAAGUUCAUAAUCUCAAGGACUUAUUCUUGGAUAUGUUAUGAAUUAAUAGAGUUUGUAUAUUAUUCAGAAAUUAAGAGAUUCUAAUCCUUAAUGUGAGGUGACAAUUGAAGGUUCAUAUAAUUUUUAUUUAAAAAGAACUUUGAAUUUUUUGAUUGGAAUAUCUCUAUUAUAUUUAUUGGAUGGAAUAAGUUUUAAUCCAAAAAAUGAUCCUACACCUAUUUUUGUUAAGAAUGAGAUAUAAUAUAAGAAAGUUUAAUAAUGA